GGUAAACACUUCUGUCCUGAUAUUCUGCUUGUUUCAGUCAUUUUGGAAGCUGACACCAAACUGGUCCCCACCAUCUCUCUCAGCUCCCAGCUGCCACUUGAGAAGGUCUCAACUCCCAGUGUCCACUACUCAGUUUUUAAUGCUUCAGGGAAGUGAUCCUGGAUCCCAGUUCUCAAAGCAGACAAACUUCCCUCUCAAGUCUUUCCAAUAUGCAUCCUUAAGGAAGUAAAGACACACAGGCUGGCCCUCAUCUGAGAAGCAACGAACAGCUGUAAACAGAAUAGUUAAUGAAUGAUUUCUUUUAUGCCUCAGUGCAAAAGAAAAAAGAAUCAGAAGUGGAUUUGUGUUCACCCCUUGAAUGGACUUUUGGAUGCAGAUGAGAGCGAGCAAAAAGAACGUCAGCACAUUGGCCUUGCUUCUGCAGGCGGAGGAGCACUAGGAUCCAUAACCCACGCUAUCUUGGAACAGGCAGAGGCCUCCAGGCCCCAGAGCAGCAGAGCAAUAGCCCGGCUGGGAAGAAGAGAUCGUCUCUGAACUUAGUGGUGUGUCUUGGCACAGAAGACUGAUAGUAAACAAGUAAACAGAGUUGUCAACUCUGGUAACCACAGGAGCAAAGCCUGCUCAGUGACAAGGAUGAGGACUCUUCCAGAGACCUGUGACCAGGAGCUGAGAACAGGUGCAAAGAAAGAACGAUGCCUUCAGGGGAAAAGCCUACUUCUGUGUACACUUCUCAGUACUCUCCUUGGCUUUACACUGCUUAUCGCCUACAUCAUGAUGACUUGUGGUCUAGGAUCCUGUGAUGCCGAACUGGGUCUUACACUAUUGGCCAGACUCCUGAAUUCUAGGAAUGACACUGUAGACCCCUGUGAGGAUUUCUACAAAUAUGCCUGUGGCAGCUGGGAAGGCAAACACUCAAGCAGAACCACAGAAGAAUCACUAAAUGUAUUUGAUGUGUUGUUGGAAGAAAACCAGUUGAUCCUGAAAAGGCUUUUAGAGGGCCCACAGUUUGGGAUAAGAGGCUCAGCUAAGGAGAAGGCAAUCCAGUUUUAUCACUCCUGCAUGGAUACACAACAGAUAGAAUCUCAAGGAAUUGAACCACUGAAGAACCUCCUAAAUCAGGUUGGUGGAUGGAAUAUCACAGGUGUGGGGAAAGCAAAAGAUUUUAAUGAAACUCUUCAAACUCUCAUGGGCAGAUACAACACCUUUCCCUUUUUCAGAGUCCAUGUGGGACCUAGUCCUUUUGACCUCAAGACCAAUAUUAUUCAGAUUGACCAUCCUGAGUUUGAGAUGCCACCUGAGAGUAAAUUCAAAGAGAAAAAUUAUCUUGAGGUUCUCCGUGUGUAUCUCUCAUAUUUGAAGAAGCUGGGGGGCCUCCUUGGAGGGCCACAGGAUGGUCCCCCUGAUUCCUUUUCCCUUACCUUGUCCUUCAUCUCUAACCUCCAGCAAGUUGUCACCCCACUGCAGGAAAGACGGCAGAGGGGGAUGCUGUUCUUUCGCACUACCAUUAGGGAGCUACAGGAAAAGGCACCUGCUAUUGACUGGCUGUCAUGUCUCCAGGCUGUUUUCCAUCCUAUGCCAAUGAACCUUUCUCAGCCAAUUGCAGUGCAUGACAUGGAAUACUUAAAAGGCAUGUCACAGCUCAUCAAACAAUGGCAGAAGGAAAGGGUCCUUCACAUUUAUAUGAUUGUUUGUCUGGUUGGGACUCUCUCCCCAGCCCUUGAUAGUCGAUUCCAAGAUGCACGCCUGGACCUAUCUAAGAUUCUGUAUGGAAAAAUGGGAUCUAGAAUGAUCCCAGCUGAGCGCUGGAGGAAGUGCUUGACUGAUACCAGUUCUUUCUUUGAGCCAGUUCUAGCACAGAUGAUUGUGCAAGAAAUUUUCCCUCAGCAGACCAAGGAACUAGCUGAGCAGAUGUUCUCUGAGAUCCAAGAUGCCUUCUAUGGCCAACUGGAUCAUUUGGAGUGGAUGGAUGAACAGACUCGCCAAGAGGCUAAAGUCUUGGUUUCCAAACUACAAGUAGAGAUCGGCUAUCCAGCUCACAUACUCCAGACUGCGAAAGUGAACCUGGAAUAUCAGAAUUUGGAGAUAAAUGAAGACAGUUUUUUCCUCAAUGUGGUGACUUGCUUGAAAGUACUGAGGGAAAAUUCCUACUUGAAACUCCUUCAACAUCACUCACAGGAUAACUGGCAUGUGUCCCCCUGGACUGUGCAUUCAUACUACUCAAUAAGGCACAACAUGGUGGUCUUUCCUGCUGGAAUGUUCCGCAGCCCUUUUUUCCACACGGCGUUUCCCAGUGCUGUGAACUUUGGAGCCAUCGGGUUCUUCAUGGCGCAUGAACUUCUUCAUGUAUUCUAUGGUUAUGUGCUGCCUGGGGGAUGCCCUACAUGCAACAGGAGUGCACUACAGAAGUCUAUAGACUGCUUGGUUGAACAGUAUGAAAGCUAUGACUUUAAGGUCAAUGGUACUUUUACACUCUUGGAGAAUACAGCUGACACUGGAGGGCUCGCCAUUGCUUACCAGGCCUAUAAGAAUUGGCUGAAAAAGCACAAAGAAGAGAAGGAUUUACCUGAGAUCGGACUUUCACGUGACCAGCUUUUCUACCUCAGUUUUGCUCAUGUAAUGAAUUCUAGGCUAGUCAUAUGUCUCUCUCACUCUCCAUUGUCUUCCACAUUAUUACAGUUUGUCUUUCUCAAUAUUCAAUCACUUUUCCCCCUCUUCACAGAACUGGGAAUGACCGAUGUUUCUGAGAGAUCCAGAAUCUUAUUCAGAAAGCUAAAAUUCACAUAUAGGGCCCCUAACCUGUUAUGGAUCUCAAAGGCAAUGUGUGGACACCAGGAUCCUGAGAAACUAGAGUCUUCCCUGAACACAGAUCCGCACAGUCCCUUGCCACUUCGUGUCUGUGGGCCUGUCAGCAAUAGCCAGGACUUUGCUAAGCACUUCGACUGUUCCAGUGGAUCGCCAAUGAACCCAGACAACAAGUGCCACAUCUGGUAAUCUGCAUGGAAAAGGAGGAAGAGCGAUAUGACCCCAGGGAGAGGAAGGCCUGAUCCAUGAAAGUAUGACCAUCUUCUCUGUGCCCCUAGGGUGACAUGGUGCUCUCAUUCACUCCUCUACCUUCCUUUUCUUGUUAUCUUUUCCUCAGCAGUUGAUGGUAGCAAAAUUCUUAAACUGAGCUCAUAAGGGAAGAAGGUCUCCUCCUACUGCUCUCAGCACUCUGUCCCAGAUGCGAGAACUCUGGAGUUUAGCAAGUCCCAAGGUAGCAAGAUGACUGGCCAGUCUCUAGUAGGCAAGAACUUCUGAGGAGUUGUAAACAGAAGGACUGGUACAAUAUUAGUCCCUCUGGUCAGUGCACUUCCCUGUCUACUACAGCAGCCUCACAGUCAUGAUGAAUGGAGAGGGCAAUAAGCUAAGAAUUGUUCAUAUAAGAUUGGCUCUUAGGGAAAUUCUAUGGGUUACCUGCAAACCACACAGGUAAGUUACCAGAGAGGGAAGAAUCCUCUUCUUUUCUUCUGCCAAUAAAUGGAGAAAUGUAAUAGGAAAGACUCAGUGGCUCUAGGUUCUAGGUUCUAGGUCACUUAAUAAUGAAGGUUACUGAAGGCUUCCCUGUUCCGUUUUUUGUUUCAUCAGCAAAACUCCUAAGAGACAAAAGAGGAAAGCAUCCUCAUUGAUGGCAGGGUGAUUGUGAGCUGAGAACAGAUUAUCUUUCUUCUUUGAUUCUCUUUUUUAGUCUCUAUUUAGGGAUGAGAGUAUGGUUGAAGGUGGAGUAUGGGACAGUCACAAGGGCUUCUAGAAGUCUCUGAAGACUGAACAGUUAGAAUUCCAAGAACUGCUCUGGAUCCUGAACUUGGUCCUCUCAUCCCUAAAAGUUCACUCAUCCCUACAUUUGUAAAUAUUUACCAUCUGAAUAGAGGAGUAGAGCCGCUGUAGGAUUUUACUUCAUACUUGAAAUUGAAUUUUAGGUAUUAAUUUACUUUAGAGGAAAAAGACAGUAAGAAGUAAUAUAUUUUAGGGUAGCAGAGGAAGUGCUUAAAGCACAAUCUCAAGAGCAAUCUAAUAAUUACAUCAAUUUCAGGUUCCGAUAAUUAGAAACUUUAUACCAAUGUUGUAAAAUUUGCCAAAGUUAGUAAGUAUACAAAAUACUCCUACCUUUUGCAUACUCUGCAAACCGUUCUUCAUUAUGGAAGCAUUUUUAUUUUACUUAUUAUAUUGGCUGCUAGGGGAUUGUGAAAUAGGUGAUGGCCAGUGGAAACAUCCCUUAUCAAUGUAAGCUUUGUAAGAAUUGUGAAAAUCCUAAUAACUGUGUUAAUCCUUUCCAAGUGUUGACCAAUGCAGCAAAAUAUUUUCGAGGAACAGACUGUUCAGAGAUUUUGUUUUCAUUAAUUAAACAAAAUAUGAAUAAAAUGUUUGCUUCAGAGAAAAAAAUUACUUUGAUUGCAAGCUCUUUAUCACCAGGCCUGUUUCUUUCUUCUGUAUUUGUACUGUUCCCAGCAUGACUGGAGUUCUUAGCUGAACUUCACAAGUAAUAAAUAAUAAUACCUCAAAAUAAUUUGAUAAAAAAUAACAAAA
Molecule: messenger RNA, 4563 nt
Organism: Grus americana (Whooping crane)
Lineage: Eukaryota; Metazoa; Chordata; Aves; Gruiformes; Gruidae
Gene: KEL
Product: Kell metallo-endopeptidase (Kell blood group)
Exons: 19
Coding region: 634-2991 (785 amino acids)
Biological process (GO): protein processing
Cellular component (GO): plasma membrane
Molecular function (GO): metalloendopeptidase activity
Source: RefSeq, a predicted model, not a curated record